Messenger RNA from Lactuca virosa, 558 nucleotides. NCBI's taxonomy places the organism in Eukaryota, Viridiplantae, Streptophyta, Magnoliopsida, Asterales, Asteraceae. The record is from the annotation of a GenBank genome assembly.
AUGGCUCCACCGAAGGUUCCCAUGGAAUACGAACAACGUGAAGAAACGCAAUCUCACAUUUCAAACAAGAAACAGGGCAUCAUAAAGAAAGUUAACGAACUCGCAACCCUCUGUGAUGUCGAUAUCUCCAUCAUCAUUUGCGUUGAUGAUCAUCAACAACCAGAUAUCUUCUCUCCCGAUGCUGAUAAAUUCAACAAUUUUGUCAAUUGUUAUGUUCAAAAUCGCAGUAUUGCACUUGAGAAAAAUCGUUGUUAUGGUUUGUCACAUUACUUUAAUGACAGAAAGAUCAAGAUGGAGAAAGAACACGCUAACGCCAAGAACAACAACAUUGAAGAAAAAUUUUCAACUUGGUUUAAUUUUCUGGACAAUCUCUCCAAAAUGUUGGGUUUCGUUGCUCCUGCUUGUCCUUAUGCUGAUGAAAACGAAAGGAGGAAAGGGGUGUUAUCAGACGGUCGAAGCACAACAGAGCAACGGCAUAGGCUGGGGAGUUUCCUCGCUGGGGAUGGGUGGCGGGUGGCAAUCUCCAACAUUAGAACACGAUGGAGAGGGAGGAGUUAA